This is a messenger RNA of Echinostoma caproni, 303 nucleotides long. The record is from the annotation of a GenBank genome assembly. NCBI's taxonomy places the organism in Eukaryota, Metazoa, Platyhelminthes, Trematoda, Plagiorchiida, Echinostomatidae.
AUGCUGGCAUAUCUUUCCAAGUUUCCCGGGCUACAAGAAACAGUGGUCGCAGUAGUGGCUGGUAUUCUGGCCCAGCCAAAAAACGGGUUAUCUAGCCGGGUGCUACCCGAAGAGAAAAUCCGGGUAAACGAAAAGCACUAUCUCGGAGACAAGGAAGCCCUGGUACUAUUGCACGCCAAUGCAUUUAGUAGUAGAAACAAAUGGGCAGAGCUAGCCACAGUGGCUGCGGGCAUGAUGGCCCACCUAAUUGUCCUGUCUGAAACGUGGUUAACUCAGGAUGACCUCAUACCGAAACCAGUCUGA